AUGGAUCUCAUCCCCCAGCUCCGAAGAGCCAUCCUCGCCCAAUCUCUCCCCCCACCAUCACAAACCCUCCUCACGACACUCACAUCUCGCUCUCCCCCGCCGCCAAUCCCGUCUCUUCUCGCAACAGCAAAAGCUCGCCUCCUCGCCUCCGACCUGACAAACACAUCUGGCACCGUCGUCGACCCUUCAUUGCCCGUGUUUCCGCCAAAUAUCGAUUUAGCUACCGUUCAGGAAUCUACAAUUUCUCAAAACACGCACGUUCAGGUGCUCGAUAUUGAGAAUCUGAGUUUGAGUCGUUGGGAACAAGUCGAGGAGCUUGAGGCCAUUGAGAGAGGCGAACGGACGCGCGGACGACAAGUUAUUCGGGUGACUGACGAAGAGAACGGCGAGGUUGAUGGAUUGUCUUCUACUGCGGGACAGACGCAAGCUUCUCGUGCUGGUGGUGCGGCGGCUUCAGGGGGAGCGAAUGCCGUGCAUAGGUUGGUAUUGCAGGAUGGACGCGGCAAGAAAGUGUUUGCAGUGGAAUUAAAGCGCAUAAGCGGGAUCGGGAUAGGCAAGACGCACAUUGGCGAGAAGAUUCUGCUCAGGGCCGGCGCGGCGGUGGCGAGAGGGACGGUGUUGCUGACGCCGGAGAACUGCACGCUGCUUGGAGGCAAGAUUGAGGCCUGGCACGAGGCGUGGAUGGAGGGAAGAUUGGCGAGGCUGAGGGAGAGUGUGGGAGCGGACCGGCCGCAGUGA
Messenger RNA from Trichoderma harzianum CBS 226.95, 738 nucleotides. RefSeq lists its product as hypothetical. Bases 1 to 738 code for a protein of 245 amino acids. The record is from RefSeq and is a predicted model, not a curated record. Lineage: Eukaryota; Fungi; Ascomycota; Sordariomycetes; Hypocreales; Hypocreaceae. The transcript has a single exon. Gene Ontology annotation, biological process: resolution of meiotic recombination intermediates; double-strand break repair via homologous recombination. Gene Ontology annotation, cellular component: RecQ family helicase-topoisomerase III complex; nuclear body.